UGUGAUCCUUCCUCUCUACCCCUCACCAUCACCAAUCGGCCUUGGAAAGACAGCCUGAGCGCCCAACAAAGUGACAGCCACCGCAGCAAUGCCUCUCGAGGUUCCCUCCAAAACCUUCACCCGCGCCGAGGUCGCGAAGCACAACACCGAGGACAGCACCUGGUUUAUCAUCGACACGGUCGUCUACGAUGUGUCGGAUUUUCUGGAUGCCCACCCCGGUGGCGAGGCAGUGCUGAGGCAGGUCGCCGGCACCGACGCGACCGUCGCCUUCUACAACCUUCACCGGCACGAGGUGCUGCAGAAGUACUCCAACCUGGCCAUCGGCACCAUCGAGGGCGAGAAGCAGUCCAUCAUCACCCCAGCGCCCGGCGACCUCUCUCCCGUGCCCUACGCCGAGCCGCUCUGGCUCACCCCGGCCUUCAAGUCGCCCUACUUCAAGGAGAGCCACCGGCGCCUGCAGCGCGCCAUGCGCAAGUUUACCGACGAGUACAUCACCCCCGAGGCCCUCGAGAAGGAGCGCUCGGGCGAGUACAUAAGCCAGGAGCUGAUCGACCGCAUGUCCAAGGCGGGCGUGCUGCACAUGCGCAUGGGCCCCGGCAAGCACCUGCACGGCGUCAACCUGCUGGAUGGCGCCGUCGACGGCAAGGAGUUCGACUACUUCCACGACAUGAUCUGCGCCCAGGAGCAGGUCCGCGCCGCCUGCCGCGGCUUCCAGGACGGCAACAUGGCCGGCAUGGUCAUCGGCCUCACCUGCAUCCUCAACUUCUGCAAGAACCCCGAGCUCAAGAAGAAGGUCACCGACGAGGUCCUCUCGGGCAGGAAGAAGAUCUGCCUCGCCAUCACCGAGGCGUUCGCCGGCUCCGACGUCGCCGGCCUCCGCACGACCGCCACCAAGACGCCCGACGGCAAGCACUACAUCGUCAACGGCACCAAGAAGUGGAUCACCAACGGCGUCUUCUCCGACUACUUCGUGACGGGCGUCAACACGGGCAAGGGCCUCUCCGUCCUCCUCAUCGAGCGCGGCGAGGGCGUCGAGACGAAGCCGAUCAAGACGUCGUACUCGCCCGUCGCCGGCACCACCUACAUCACCUUCGACAACGUCAAGGUCCCCGCCGAGAACCUGCUCGGCGAGGAGAACAAGGGCAUCUACGUGAUCCUCUCCAACUUCAACCACGAGCGCUGGACCAUGGCCUGCGCCACCAUCCGCUACAUGCGCCUCGUGGUCGAGGAGUCCCUCAAGUGGGCCCACCAGCGCAUCGUCUUCAAGAAGCGCCUGAUCGACCAGCCCGUCAUCCGCCAGAAGCUCGCGAAGAUGAUCGCCCUCUGCGAGUCCCACCAGUCCUGGCUCGAGACCAUCACCUACCAGAUGUGCAACAUGUCCUACGCCGAGCAGGCCAAGCACCUCGGCGGGCCCAUCGCCCUGCUCAAGAUGAGCGCCACCCGCGCCGCCCACGAGAUCGCCGACGAGGCCGUCCAGAUCUGGGGUGGCCGCGGCCUCACCCAGACCGGCAUGGGCCGCGUCAUCGAGAACUUCAACCGGACCUACAAGUUCGACGCCAUCCUGGGUGGUGCCGAAGAGGUGCUCGCCGACCUCGGCGUGAGGCAGGCUAUGAAGUUCAUGCCCAAGGCGGUAUUGUAAGGAGAGGUGGGGUAGUAUAUGUAUCCGGUGGUCAGCUAGGCGUUUUUGUGUAUGUAAUAUAUAGAUAUAUCAUCUUGGCAUGGGCAGCUUAUAGGGCAAUCUGAUCCGUGUGUUGGGCAUCACCAUUCAUGUGUUAGCGGUUGAUGACCAAUUGUGUACCCUGCUUCAUGGUCGUCAAUCACGUAGCGCCGGCAACUCUUCGCGAUUACUCUUUUUGCGCACGCACCAGACACUAUUGCGGUCCGCGUCGGUGACCCCAGACCGUCGUCAAUUCCUUUGGAGCCUGAGAUGUAGCCACCAUUCCAGUCCCAUGAUCUAGUCGUUAAUCCGUGACAAGAGAUUCCCAGAAAACCAGACGUUGCA
This is a messenger RNA of Thermothelomyces thermophilus ATCC 42464, 2002 nucleotides long. RefSeq lists its product as uncharacterized. Gene Ontology annotation, molecular function: heme binding; flavin adenine dinucleotide binding; acyl-CoA dehydrogenase activity. The transcript has a single exon. Lineage: Eukaryota; Fungi; Ascomycota; Sordariomycetes; Sordariales; Chaetomiaceae. Bases 89 to 1639 code for a protein of 516 amino acids. The record is from RefSeq and is a predicted model, not a curated record.